Messenger RNA from Rhineura floridana, 7525 nucleotides. It is a transcript of the gene TCP11L1, whose product is annotated as t-complex 11 like 1. The coding region runs from base 540 to 2057 and encodes 505 amino acids. The transcript has 11 exons. NCBI's taxonomy places the organism in Eukaryota, Metazoa, Chordata, Lepidosauria, Squamata, Rhineuridae. The record is from RefSeq and is a predicted model, not a curated record. Gene Ontology annotation, biological process: signal transduction.
GGGAGGUGAGCCUGCAACCAGCAACCUCGUCUCUUGAUUGACAACUAGCUUGCCUAUUGUCAUCGCCGGCUCGCGCUCUUCCUCCUCCUUCAGGAGCCCAUUAAGAACUCCCCUCUCUGUCUCUUUUGGUUGCUGCCACUGCUGCUUUUUGAGUCACGCUUCCCGGCAGCCGCUCCCGCCUCAACAGAGUACAGACAUGGCGGCGCCCAGCUAGGAGCUGGCAGCUUCCGGCCCCCUGCAGACUCCUGGCUGGUCGUGAGGAGAGGGCGACGAUUGUGAGGAGUACCCGCGGCUGACGUUGCCGCUAGUGUUAUUCUUGAGGGGCCGCGCCCUUUCCUCGCUCUUGCAGAUGGUCGCGGUUAGGGGCUGGUCGUUAUCGGUGCAAAAAGUUGCCGUUCCGUUAAAGCCGCCCUCUCAGACCUCUGGCUGUUUGGCUUUGCUGGUAUUGAAACUGUAGUCCCACCGCACGGUUUGCUGGCUUUCUGACUUAUCCCCAUAUUUUGAAGGCUUGGUCUAACGACAUUAAGUGAGAACUGAGAAUGUCCCAGGACCCAGACAGGCCAGGUACAAGUGAAGGAAAAUCAGGUGAAUCAAAAGAUAAUCAACAGGAUAACUUGGAUAACUCAGAACAGUCUGUCAGAAAGAAAAUUCGACAGAAUACACCAAGUCCCAGCAGAGACAAUACACCUCAGGCUAGCCCUCCUCAGUUUGUGUCAGUGGAGGAGUUGAUGGAAACAGCAAAGGGUGUUACUAACAUGGUGUUAGCCCAUGAGAUUGUUGUCAAUGGAGACUUCCAAAUUAAGCCAGCUGAAUUGCCAGAAAACAGCCUUGAAAGAAGAGUAAGGGAUAUUGUCCACAAAGCUUUUUGGGAUUGCUUGGAAACCCAGUUGAAAGAAGGUCCACCAUCAUAUGAUCAUGCAGUUAAACUUGUUGGAGAGAUCAAAGAGACUCUUUUGUCUUUUUUGCUGCCUGGCCAUACUAGAUUAAGAAAUCAGAUUACUGAAGCACUAGAUCUGGAGCUGAUAAAACAGGAGGCAGAGAAUGGUGCCCUUGACAUUUCUAAGCUGGCCGAGUUCAUCAUUGGCAUGAUGGGAACCCUCUGUGCUCCAGCUAGAGAUGAGGAAAUUAAGAAGCUGAAAGACAUUCAUGAAAUUGUUCCCCUUUUCAGGGCAAUUUUUUCUGUGUUGGACUUGAUGAAAAUGGACAUGGCUAAUUUUGCUGUCACUAGCAUAAGGCCACAUUUAAUGCAGCAGUCAGUUGAAUAUGAAAGGAAGAAGUUUCAGGAACUGUAUGAGAAACAGCCAAAUUCUUUAGAUUUUGUCACGGAAUGGCUGCAAGAAGCUAUGGAUGACCUGAGAUCCAGAGUUGUACCUGCUAUUGAUGAUGGUGUCACAUCUACCAGUAAAGCUCCUGUGCUCUGCCCUGUUGCUGUGCAGAAUCAUGCAUACCUGAAACUCCUCAAGUGGGAUCAUCAGCAAAAGCCUUUUCCAGAGACUGUGCUAAUGGACCAAAGCCGUUUCCAGGAAAUGCAGUUGGAAUUGGACCAGCUUAUUUUAACUGGGGCGAUUCUUCUGGUGACAUACAAUGCUGCAGGCACAGCACUUUCAGGUUUGCCAGCCUUUACCACCAAUCUCAAAAUGGUUAUCCGGGUACUGCUGACAGGUCUGCAUCUUCCGUCCUCCAGCUUGAGUGAAGCUUUGGCUGUCAUAAGUGAAAAGAUCUGUGCUGAAGUUAAUAGUUGCCUUUCCCAACAUGGAUUCACACCUUUCACACUUGAAAAAGAGACUGAGCUUAAGGGACAAAUCCAAGCUGUGGCCAAUCCUGAUAACACCAUAUGCAAACUGAUAGAUACAAGAAUCCAGUCAUUUUUGGAGAGCUACCUUGCUUCUGGACAUCAAAAAUCCUUUCCUGUUAUUCCUGGUGGAUUAGGUCCUAUUCAGAAAGAGCUGGAGGAAAUGGCUGUCAAGUAUGUUCGCCUUGUUGACUACAAUAGGCUGGUCUUCAGUCCUUACUACGAUGCAGUUCUCAGCAAAGUCCUGAAUAAAGAAUCAUCCUAGUUUCAAGGAAAACCGGAAGAUCGCCAAACUCAGUUGUAUGCUAUCCUAAAGAAGACGGCUUCAAUUCAGAGUAGGGUGGUAGUAGAAGGCUGCAUACCCAAUGUUACACUUGUGUUUUCUUUCAGAAUUAUGAGGGUUGGAAAACGGAAGCCUUUUUCAGACCCCAGUUGCCUCAUAGGGACCCCCAAAAUUUGUCUUGGUAUCCCCUAUUGCCUUCCAGCCCCCCUCAAGCACAGGCCAGUGCUGUUCAGGAAAUGGAAUGUGGCACAGCGCAGAUGAAUUUAGGUGGUGCGGGGGGGGAGGUAGAGGUGGAAGUUCCAAGAUUUAAGUGUUCACUUCUCUCUCCUGUCACCCAAUUUUAAUGUUUGAGUAGUGCUUGAAGGGGCUUUGUUUAGAAACCCCUGUGAAUGACUGUCUGCUAUUGGACGGGUGCUGAGAGUGCACUGACUCCACCCCACCCUCAUCCUUCUGCCUGCUGUGCAGGGCAUGCAAGCAAGCUGUGGGAUGAGUUUGCCAUCUUCCUCAUUGCACAUUAGUCUGUUGUGGUCUGCCUCAGCAGAUCCACAUUAUCGAAGAGUGCUUCUGUACAUGAGUCAUUGUUUGGAGCAGGGUGGUCAAAUUUAUAUAUUGUAGAACCCUUGCAACCUUUGGAAAACGGCUUUCCUGAACACAUUUUAAUACAGUAGCAAUGACAGUGCAGAGUGGAUAUAAUGUAAAAAAUACAUGAAAGUACACCAGCUUAGUUCUUAAUUCAAAACACGUAAGAACUGGAUAUGUGUUGGCUUUUUUUUUUAGUCGGAGGUAGGACUAAAAUGAUAGCUGCUGAAAUUAUCCUAUUAGCAUGUACCUUAAUGCAAAAGAGGUUAAUAAACUUCUCGUUCUAUAUUAAGUUACAUGGUUCUUGAAGCUCAUCCUAACAACUGUAACAGUAACUUCCAUUUCCACAUAUUAAAAACUUGGAUAUUCGCAGUUAAAGCACUUUAUAUGUAGUCUGCAAGGCUCUUAGUCUUUCUGCCAGUCAUUUCUUUUCUACAGUAUUUGAUUCUGUACCUCGCAGAUAUUCUACCAAAAAUGUAUAUAACUAUAUUUUUGUAGAGUAUUUUCUGGUUCUUCUCUACUACAGUAUUCACAUUCUGUAGGCUCAAGAUACUGUUUCUCUGUCUUGUGAGAACUAAAACUUCUGGAUAUCUGAAAAAGUUGCAUAACAAUAUCCUUUUAAUUUCAUUCUGGAUUUUAUGUACAUAUAAAAGUUUGUGAUUUAAAGAUGAUGGGUUAAGUUGAGCAUGGGCUAUAAAAUACCAUAUCCCCGAUCCAAGUGGUCUUUAUGCAUAGUUGUAGGGUGCAAGCAUAAUGCUUCUGCAUGUGUACUUGCAGAGAGAUGGACGGCACUGAUCACUAGUGGAUUCUGUUCCCCACGCUCCCUCGUUAUCUCAUAAAGUAGCCUUUGGUGGGAUUGGUUCAGCAAAUUGUCCGUAAGAAGGAUGUUUGCCUCCAAACUUGUAUCACUGUUACUGGACUUGGAUGCAAGACAUUCAUUUCUAGGUUAGACACAACAAUUUUAAAUUUAUGGUAGGAGAUUAACUAUUUGUAAUGUUACACUGAGUUUGUAGAAAACCUGCUAGGUUUUAAAAAGUUUUUCAGGACUUCAUAAACAUCUUGGAUGCUUAUGUCAAAAAUGUGGAAAGCAAGAAUAAUUCAGUGAAGUGGCUUUAGAAAUGUUUAUUGGUUGGAAAGUCAGAAUGUGCAGUAUAGUUCCUGAAUGUUUAGUGGCUGCUUAUUAAAUGUAAGCACUAAAAACUUAAAAGGGAGCAGAGAUCCAAGCUGCUAUCCUACUGCUUAAGUAAUCACUCUCGCUAAUAGAAUUUCUCCUAAGCAAAUAGUUUGAUCACAACAGACAGUUAAAGGAAACUUUUGACAUGGCAGUUUGGUGAACUUGACUUCAUAAUCAAUCAGAACAAAUAUUCUGCCUUGAUCCAGCAAUCUCUUCAAUAAAAUGCAUCUCUUGAUGCAUUUUACUGAACCCUUAGUUGGGGUGACUCUCUUUAUAUUUGUCCUUUGGCUUUUGAAAUGUGAUUAUUGUGAUUUGGAUAUAGACCAAAGGCUGCAAUUCAAUACACACUUACCUGGGAGUAAGUCCCAUUGAACCUAAUGAAGCUUACUUCUGAGUAGACAUGUGUUGCACUGUAAAAGGUUUUCCUUUCUGUGAAAAUAUGAGUAAACAUCUAUUUAAGCUUACCAUAAAAUAUUAAAUCCAUGUUUUUAAUAUGGAAAAACAUUGGCAAUGAUCCAGCCAAAAUUAGUAACUUGAAAAUCCCAAAAACUUCAAUAGAAAGGUUAAGCACUUGCUUAAAUUUCUCCCAUUGAUUAAUUAAACUGCAAUGUGCUUAACUUUGCAUGGACUGUGCCUCUUGGUUCUAAACCUGAGUGUAAAAUCACUAUUUCUAAGUUAUAUUGGCCAAAUGAAUUGUUGCUUUAGGGCUAAUCUCACACAUUUUACUUGUUUUGAAAAGAAAAGUGCUGUUUGGUAAUUUGCAACAAAUGAGUUGGAAAGUGUGGGGGGGCACUAUAGGUGGCUAUUCAGUGUCCUGCCAACAUUGUCUGAUGUGUAUUUCCUGGAAGCUGUUAAUAGUGUGAACUUGUUACUGUUUUUCUUCAGUCCUUUAUGUUAUUUAUGCCAUGUAUAAUACAACACUAAUACAAGACUGCAACUCAUCUGUUAUAAUUUUUGUGACAUAUAUGUUGCAGCUCCAUAUAAAUAGCAAUGACGGUGACCUUUCUGGUUUGUAUGCCACUUUCCCCAUUUUUAGCUCCUUUCAUUACCUUAGCAACACUUGCUGUAGGCAGGGAUUUUUUUUUCCAAAUUCCUUUUUUGUUAUCUGUGUAUGUUCAAAUCCUAGAGGGAAAAACAGCCGCUUAAAGUACAAUUCUUGUAAGAACUGCAGGGAUGGACAGUAGCAGACAGCAUGAUGGGGCUCUGCUGCUCACCUGACCUCCCUCAGGUAGAGUUGCUGCUGCAUAACAGGAUGGAGAGGGGUGAGGCAUUGGUGCUCCACAAAUGCACCAGCAGAGCCAAUCCAGCACUCCUGCACCGCAUCAGUGUCACCCUUCUCAGUCCUAGUAUGCAGCAGCGGUGCAAACAGGGUGAGUGGCAUAGUCUCUGUGGCACUAUACUGUAUUGUAUAGGCCUUAUUGCCACUGAGGUAUUUCAGGUACUGGAUUGCUCUAAAAGAAAAGCUUAGUCUAAUAGUACCUGUUAGCACACGGGGAAGUAGACAUCUGUAACUUUCAGAGCAUACUGGUGUGUUGACUGCUGUUGGCCUCUGCAUUUCUGAGCAUGUGUAGAGGGAUGGUAGCAUUCUACUUGAAUGUGUUUGGAGACUACAAAUGACUUUACAGUAAACCUCAGUAUGUGUUUACCUAUAAAUCCAUCCCAUAUCUGCAUUAAUAUCCAUUUUCACAUAUUAAAAUAUAUUUAAAUGCAAUGUUAUAUUUUUUUUGGAGUAGAGGUGUAAAAACUGAUUGCUAAGUAAGUUUCAAUCUGUACAUGCAUCUAGAUGGCACAGAUCAGUGCAGGUCUAGUUGUAAUUGUAAUGAUUAAAUACUUUGAGCAUCCCCAUGGAGCAGCCAGUUUGUCUCAUGGUAUCCAUUGCCAUACGGCAGAGUUAAGCUAUACACUGGCCCUUAAUUAUCUAUGGCUGUUGGGAUUAUAACCAUUUCCGCUGAUGUAAUAUUUUAAAUUGUAAACUGCCUUGAAUGUCUUGGUGGAAAGGCAUUAUUUUCCCUUCAUAAGGAGAUCCCAGGCUCAAAGAACAUGAAUGUUUGCUUCUACUUUUUUGGGCCGGAGAGGCGAGGUACACUGCUAAUGUGGUACGUUAAUAAAGCUGUGGGAUGGGUCAGCUGAGGGGCCAUUAGAUACAGCAUAAAUGCCACUUUUCUAGCCAAAAGGGAGCCCCAACUGCAUAAUAUGAGCUGCCAGAGGUGCUGGGGGGACAGUGGAGGGGGGGAUCUUUUUUCCUCUGACAUGCCUGCAGAAGAAGCCCUGAGCUGAGGAAGAACUUCCUUCAUACUAGCCACAAGGGCAAGGGAAGACAAACUGCAAACAAAAAGGAAAAGGCUGCUCCCCCCUCUCCCCAGUGGGUAAACGGGGCUUUGGGAGGGGUGGUAGUGCUGGCAGUCAAUCUCCCACCCACCCUGCUUAGUCUACACCAUAGGAUUAUGUUGCCAAUUAGUGGUAAUUAAAUUAAUGCUGUGCUAGAAAUAAAGCAGCAUGAGGCAUGGCAUUAUGGAGAUCCUUUAUUGGAAAGGAAUGUUUUUCCAUUUUAAACUACAAAAACAGCUUCCAUUCACUCUGCCAUAAAUAAAAACAAAGAAUAAGGCAGGACAGACACUACAUCAGCAAACUGAGAACAACUGUUUGUUUUCCAGCAGUGUGAAUUUAAAGUAUUUCACAAUUAUAUGCCGUCCAGUUUUUAAAAUAAAACUGUCAGAACCUCCACCAGAUUCCAUGUGGUAGAUGGCAAUACAUUAGAAGAGCAACCAAAUGCAAUUCAGAAAUUUUGCACACUGUGUUCAAAAACCUGGAAUUUCUGCCAGAGCUCAUAUUUGCUUGUUCUAAGAUUCAUCUGCCUUUUUUCUUUUCUGAUGAAGAACCGGCUGUAAAAAAGAGGCACCACAGUAACAAAGCAACGUCUGUUGCAAGAUGCAUGUUAGAAACUUCAAUCCCUUUUAAACAUUUGAUUUGUAGAAGGAAAAAAUGUUAGAAGUCCUUUAUUUUUCACCAUUGCAAUUGCAAUAUGUCUCAUCGGAUUCGCUUUUGCUGUCGUGCUCUGUAAAUGUCAUGAAUGGGAGGAACCACUGAUCCUUUUUCUUCAUCAUCAUCUGAAUCUUCAUUUGGUCUUUUGACAGAUUUAUUGAGAAGGGUAUUAUUUUCCAAAGGUCCAUUCCCUUCCAUUGUUAAGUCAGGCAGUGCUCCAGUAAUGAUCCUUACAGCUUCAUCCACAGCUUUGGAGUAGGGAAGAAAAACAAUGGCUUUUAUGAACGUUGGCUUAUAAUAACAAUGUCCAUUUAGUAUAAUACAUGUUCAGUUUGUUUCAAAAUAUUAAAACAUUAUACAUGGACCUUAAUUCUUUUAUUUAUUUAUGCAUUCAAAUGUAUAUGGCAGCCUUCGAUUUCAUAACAUCUAGGGCAGUGAAAACAUUUUCAGCUGGAAGGGGAUGACAUAUUGUCGAAACAUUCUAAUUUGGAAAUUCUAAUUUCAGAUAAGAUCACAGAAGAAUAAGUAACUGGUAUACUCUGAGAUAUAUACUCACAGUAGUUUCAAAUGAUGCAAGCACUCUGUUUUUCUAGAAGAGCACUUCAUCAAAGGCCAAGUACCUAUGUAAUCCUUUCUUCAGUAUUUGAAGUAGAACAAUGUCUCUAGCAAACCAUUUGAAAAUCUGAUAAAGGGCACUUUCUCUAGUUUGAAUUUA